Erigeron canadensis is the source of this 1170-nucleotide messenger RNA. RefSeq lists its product as uncharacterized. Bases 87 to 1049 code for a protein of 320 amino acids. The record is from RefSeq and is a predicted model, not a curated record. Lineage: Eukaryota; Viridiplantae; Streptophyta; Magnoliopsida; Asterales; Asteraceae. The transcript has 9 exons.
UUCUCUUUUUCUAUCGUGUUGUCUUCGAACUUCUAUAUUUUACAACUCCAUCAACGAUAUAUUAUUAUAUUAUAUCACACCGCUACAUGAAGAUGGAGGAGUUGUUUGGCCAAGUUCAAAGACACUUGAAAUAUGAUUGCCUUCUUUUCGAUUUAGAUGAUACCCUAUACCCAGUUAGUUCUGGAUUGGCAGCUGAAGUGUUGAAGAACAUCAAAGACUAUAUGGUUGAAAAGCUUGGAAUUGAUAAGGAAAAGAUUCCUCAACUAUGCAAUCUAUUAUACAAGAACUACGGUACAACCAUGGCAGGCAUUCGUGCAAUUGGGUACGAUUUUGACUAUGAUGAAUACCACAGUUAUGUUCAUGGAAGAUUACCAUAUGAAAAAUUGAAGUCGGAUCCUGUUUUGAGGAAUCUUUUGUUAAGCUUGCCAAUUCGCAAAGUUAUAUUUACAAAUGCUGAUAAGAUUCAUGCCGCUAAAGUUCUAAGUAAACUUGGAUUGGAAGACUGUUUUGAAGGCAUCAUCUGCUUUGAGAGUCUGAAUCCGGUUCAUAAUAGAAACACGGUAUCUCAUGAGGUUGAUGACGUGGAAUUUGUGGGAUCAACAACAACAUCUUUUUCUUCUUUUACAACAAGUAGUGAAAAUAGUAUUAGUAACGCCAUCAUCCCACACCAUGAGAUAUUUGAUAUAGUUGCACAUUGUUCAACAACUUAUAAGAAUAAUUCAUCAACAACCGUCGUCGAUGAUGAGUUACCAAAGUCACCAAUUGUCUGCAAGCCAUCCGAAGAUGCAAUUCAAAAAGCCCUCAAUAUUGCUAACAUUGACCCUCAAAGAACGCUAUUUUUUGAGGAUAGUGUUCGAAACAUUCAAUCUGGAAAACGUGUAGGUCUAGACACUGUUUUGGUUGGGACAUCCCAUAGAUGCAAAGAGGCAGAUUAUGUAUUAGAAAGCAUCCACAACAUGAAAGAAGCAAUACCCGAGCUUUGGCAAACCGAUAACUUGCCGCAACUAUCCGAUGCUAAGGUCAUGGUCGAGACAUAUGUCACCGCCUAAUUUAUUUAUUUGUAAUGUAUUGUACAUUGUACAUUAUAUAUAUAUAUAUAUGAGCUAGCAAUGGCCGGAAAAUGUACCACCAUAUAUGUCCCAUUCAAUGAUCAAAUAUGUAUUAUAUUAA